Messenger RNA from Otolemur garnettii (small-eared galago), 2416 nucleotides. It is a transcript of the gene PSPC1, whose product is annotated as paraspeckle component 1. Gene Ontology annotation, biological process: regulation of DNA-templated transcription. Lineage: Eukaryota; Metazoa; Chordata; Mammalia; Primates; Galagidae. Gene Ontology annotation, cellular component: nucleus. Gene Ontology annotation, molecular function: RNA binding. The transcript is spliced from 9 exons. The record is from RefSeq and is a predicted model, not a curated record. The coding region runs from base 257 to 1666 and encodes 469 amino acids.
UGCGCAGGCGCGUCGCUCAGGCGGCCCGGGCGGAGGGGCGGGGCUUGCUGGGCGUCUCUUCUUCCAACUGCAGCUUGUAGCAGCGCCAUUUUGAAAGUGCGGUUGCUGCGGGCGUGAGUCGGAGUGGGUAGGGCUGCCUACUCGCCUUUCUCGCCAUCACCUGACUUUUCUUACUUGGUUUCUAGAAAUAUACGUUGAGACGCAUACGUAUUAUAGACCUCGGCUUGUACCCAGUAACCCAGGCGAACUUCUUAAGAUGAUGUUAAGAGGAAACCUGAAACAAGUGCGCAUUGAGAAAAAUCCGGCCCGGCUUCGCGCCCUCGAGUCCGCGGCAGGAGAGAGCGAGCCGGCGGCCGCAGCGGCCAUGGCGCUCGCGCUGGCUGGGGAGCAGGCACAGCCCGCGCCCGCGCCCGCGGAGGACCACCCCGAUGAGGAGAUGGGGUUCACCAUCGACAUCAAGAGUUUCCUCAAGCCAGGCGAGAAGACGUACACACAGCGUUGCCGCCUCUUCGUGGGAAACCUGCCCACCGACAUCACCGAGGAGGACUUCAAGAGGCUCUUCGAGCGCUACGGCGAGCCCAGCGAGGUCUUCAUCAACCGGGACCGCGGCUUCGGCUUUAUCCGCCUGGAAUCCAGAACCCUGGCUGAGAUUGCAAAAGCAGAGCUGGACGGCACCAUUUUGAAGAGCAGACCUCUCCGAAUUCGUUUUGCCACACAUGGAGCAGCUUUAACUGUCAAGAACCUUUCUCCAGUUGUUUCCAAUGAGCUUCUAGAGCAAGCAUUUUCCCAGUUUGGCCCAGUCGAGAAAGCUGUUGUCGUAGUGGAUGAUCGUGGUAGAGCUACAGGAAAAGGUUUCGUAGAAUUUGCAGCAAAACCUCCUGCACGAAAGGCUCUAGAAAGAUGUGGUGAUGGGGCGUUCUUGCUAACAACGACACCUCGUCCAGUCAUUGUGGAGCCUAUGGAGCAAUUUGAUGAUGAAGAUGGCUUGCCAGAGAAGCUGAUGCAGAAAACGCAACAAUAUCAUAAGGAAAGAGAACAGCCACCACGUUUUGCUCAACCUGGGACAUUUGAAUUUGAGUAUGCAUCUCGAUGGAAGGCUCUUGAUGAAAUGGAAAAGCAGCAGCGAGAGCAGGUUGACAGAAACAUUAGAGAAGCCAAAGAGAAACUGGAGGCCGAGAUGGAAGCAGCGAGGCACGAGCACCAGCUAAUGCUCAUGAGGCAAGAUCUAAUGAGACGUCAAGAAGAACUGAGACGCUUGGAAGAACUCAGAAACCAAGAAUUACAAAAACGGAAACAAAUACAACUGAGACAUGAAGAGGAACAUCGUCGUCGUGAGGAAGAAAUGAUCCGACACAGAGAACAGGAGGAACUGAGGCGACAGCAAGAGGGCUUUAAACCAAACUAUAUGGAAAAUAGAGAACAGGAAAUGAGAAUGGGUGAUAUGGGUCCCCGUGGAGCAAUAAACAUGGGAGAUGCGUUUAGCCCAGCACCUGCUGGUAACCAAGGUCCUCCUCCAAUGAUGGGUAUGAAUAUGAACAACAGAGGAACUAUACCUGGCCCACCAAUGGGUCCUGGUCCUGCCAUGGGACCAGAAGGAGCUGCAAAUAUGGGAACUCCAAUGAUGCCAGAUAAUGGAGCAGUGGGUGUUAAACGAGAACACGGAUGAAACUACCUGAAGUCAAGCUUCCAGAAUAAUUCCAAGGAGUUUAAAGACCAGGAGUACUGGAAUCAUCCUUACAGGUCAGUCAGCAUCUGUUCAUAAUUUUCUUACAGCCACUCACAUAGUCAUUCUUCCUAAUUCCUAUUCCAUUUACUAUAGUGAGCAUAUGUAAUGGUCCCAGUGUCUUGAGUUAGUAGGAUAUUUAUGAGUAUAGCUGAAACUAUACUGUAGCUGAAAGCACUACAGUUCCAUUUGUCUUUGUAUAGAAAUCCCUAUCAUUGCUAACCAUCUUUGAGCAAGGUUGGUGGGAAGGAACUUUCGGCUCCAAAUCAUUGUUUUCUCAGUGGUAGUAGUAUGAAUAAUGAUCAUCUUUAGGUAAAAUUGGAUUAAGAGGAGAAAUGAUACAGGAAUUUUGGGAUAAGGAGAGGAAAAGAAAAGGUCUUACAAAGGGAACAGAUUCCCUAUUGGUUUUUAGUGACCCCAAGCCUAAAACUUUAGUCUUAACUAAUCUUCAGGAAAAAAAAAUCCUCAGAAUGAUGUAAAAAUCAGGUACAGGCUAGAGCUAGCUCCAUUUCUUCCUCUCUGCUUUCCACUCUUUAUUGUUCUAUCAGACAUUGUAAAAUUUUAUUGAAACAUUGUGUAAUCUUUAUGACAGAAUUCCAUUGGGUAUACAGUAGAUCCAGAAACUACUAUUUUAACUUGUAGAGGUUUUUUUCCUAAUUGUAUUAUCUGAUAAUAAACAUUAUUAUCUUAUUU